GUGAGUGGCAUCAAGACGCUGUACGAGUCGGAGCUAGCCGAUGCCCGCAGGGUGCUGGACGAGACGGCCCGAGAGCGUGCCCGGCUGCAGAUCGAAAUAGGGAAGCUGAGAGCCGAUCUGGACGAGGCCGACAAGAGCUCCAAGAAGAGGGAGGGGGAGCUCACGGUGGCCCAGGGCCGCGUGAAGGACCUGGAGUCCCUGUUCCACCGGAGCGAGGCGGAGCUGGCCGCUGCCCUCAGUGACAAGCGCAGCCUGGAGAACGAGGUGGCUGAGCUGCGGGCCCAGCUGGCCAAGGCAGAGGACGGCCACGCGGUGGCCAAGAAGCAGCUGGAGAAGGAGACGCUGAUGCGCGUGGACCUGGAGAACCGCUGCCAGAGCCUGCAGGAGGAGCUGGACUUCCGGAAGAGCGUCUUUGAGGAGGAGGUGCGGGAGACGCGGCGGCGGCACGAGCGCCGCCUGGUGGAGGUGGACAGCAGCCGGCAGCAGGAGUACGACUUCAAGAUGGCGCAGGCGCUGGAGGGGCUUCGCAGCCAGCACGACGAGCAAGUGCGGCUCUACAAGCUGGAGCUGGAGCAGACCUACCAGACCAAGCUGGACCACGCCAAGCUGAGCUCUGACCAGAACGACAAAGCGGCCAGCGCUGCCCGGGAGGAGCUGAAGGAAGCCCACAUGCGGCUCGAGUCCCUGGGCUACCAGCUCUCUGGGCUACAGAAGCAGGCCAGUGCCGCUGAGGACCGGAUCCGAGAGUUAGAGGAGGCCAUGGCUGGGGAGCGGGACAAGUUCCGAAAGAUGCUGGACGCCAAGGAGCGGGAGAUGACCGAGAUGCGGGACGUGAUGCAGCAGCAGCUGGCCGAGUACCAGGAGCUGCUGGAUGUCAAGCUGGCCCUGGACAUGGAGAUCAACGCGUACCGCAAGCUGCUAGAGGGCGAGGAAGAGAGGCUGAAACUAUCCCCCAGCCCCUCAUCGCGGGUGACCAUCUCUCGGGCCACUUCAAGCAGCAGCGGCAGCAGCGUGUCCACCGCUGGGCGCUCAGGCCGCGGCAAGCGAAAGCGGCUGGAGGCAGAGGAGCCGCCGGGCACGGGCUCCAGUGGCAUCGGGACCGGCAGCAGCAGCAGCAGCAGCAGCUUCCACCUGGCCCAGCAGGCCUCGGCGUCAGGCAGCGUCAGCAUCGAGGACGUCGACCUGGAGGGCAAGUUUGUGCAGCUCAAGAACAACUCAGGCAAGGAUCAGUCCCUGGGCAACUGGAAGAUUAAGAGGCAGCUGGUGGAAGGGGAGGAGAUCGCCUACAAGUUCACGCCCAAGUAUGUGCUGCGGGCUGGCCAGACCGUCACGGUGUGGGCAGCUGGUGCGGGGGUGGCCCACAGCCCCCCCUCAACACUCGUGUGGAAGAGCCAGAACAGCUGGGGCGUGGGCGAGAGCUUCCGGACCGUCCUGGUCAAUGCUGACGGGGAGGAAGUGGCCAUGAGAACCGUGAAGCAGACCUCCGCGGCUCGGGAGACUGAGAACGGGGAGGAGGGAGAAGAGGAGGAAGCGGAAUUCGGGGAAGAGGAUCUUUUCCAUCAGCAGGGGGACCCCAGGACCACCUCUCGAGGCUGCCGCGUGAUGUGAAUGGAAUUUCCUCCUCACACAUCUCUUCCCAGAGCCACUGAAGACUAUUUUUAUAUCA
This is a messenger RNA of Condylura cristata (star-nosed mole), 1666 nucleotides long. It is a transcript of the gene LMNB2, whose product is annotated as lamin B2. The transcript is spliced from 11 exons. NCBI's taxonomy places the organism in Eukaryota, Metazoa, Chordata, Mammalia, Eulipotyphla, Talpidae. Bases 346 to 1608 code for a protein of 420 amino acids. The record is from RefSeq and is a predicted model, not a curated record.